Amblyraja radiata (thorny skate) is the source of this 1655-nucleotide messenger RNA. RefSeq names its product urotensin-2 receptor-like. Lineage: Eukaryota; Metazoa; Chordata; Chondrichthyes; Rajiformes; Rajidae. Gene Ontology annotation, molecular function: urotensin II receptor activity. Gene Ontology annotation, biological process: neuropeptide signaling pathway; regulation of blood pressure; blood vessel diameter maintenance. The transcript is spliced from 2 exons. Gene Ontology annotation, cellular component: plasma membrane. The record is from RefSeq and is a predicted model, not a curated record. Bases 336 to 1406 code for a protein of 356 amino acids.
CUGAGUUGAAGGCACGACGUUUACCCACCGAGCUGUAGCGGGAACAAACAAAAAAUGAAAUAAUAAUCCCACGGAACCGAAGUUAAGUUGUCCAACACAAGUCCCACUGGUGUCCGUUUACUUCGGAAGAAAGCAAUGCUGUUUUAUUUUGGAUCGGACGAGGACGAGAGUUGGAAUUGACCUGGAGGCUGGAUGGACUGCUGGAGUAAAGGGAGACCAAGAGAAGCUGCCUCACAUGAUCAGUAUGCAACGGGCAGUGAACCAUUCCUUCUCUCCAGCUGAGUUCUCUCAGUCCUCUCUCAGCUUGGGAAGCCAAAUGACAAAUCAAGAGGAAGAUGGAAGACGUUGAUGUUGGCCAAGUCUCGAAGAGAAACUCGACCGCUAACACGUCCCUUCAAAAUGAGGAGAACCCAAACCAGGUGCUGGUCACGUCGCUGCUGGGGGCCACCCUGGGCACCAUGUGCAUCUUUGGUAUCGUGGGCAACAUCUACACUCUGGUGGUCACCGCCCGGUCGAUGAGGUCCACCAGCUCCAUGUGCGUCUACAUCUCCAACCUGGCCCUGGCCGACCUGCUCUAUCUGUGUACCAUCCCCUUCGUAGUCUGCACCUACUUUGCCAAGGACUGGUACUUCGAGGAGGUGGGCUGCAGGCUCCUCUUCAGCCUGGACCUGCUGACCAUGCACGCCAGCAUCUUCAUCCUCACUGUGAUGAGCGUGGAGCGGUACCGAGCCGUGGCCUCGCCCCUGGACCCCGGGCGUUCGAGAAGCUGCAGGAAGGCAGUUGCCGCCCUCGUUUGGCUACUGUCCUGCCUUCUCAGCUUGCCCAUGAUGAUCACCAUACAUCUACGAGAAAGCCCGGACCCAGCCGGGAUCCCAAAGAGGAUCUGCUACACGUCUUGGAAACACGACUCCUACAAGGUCUACCUCACCAUUUUAUUCAACACCAGCAUCUUGGCCCCAGGCCUGAUCAUCGGGUAUCUGUACGCCCGGCUGGGGCACGUCUACUGGUUCUCCGGGAGGUUGAGUCUCGAGAGGAGGAACGUCAACUUGAAGCAGAAGGUCUUGUACAUGAUCUUCAGCAUCAUCCUGGCUUACUGGGCCUGCUUUGUGCCGUUCUGGUCGUGGCAGCUAGCCAAGCUGUACCACCGCGGCCUGCUGGGAUUGUCGCCAGCCGCCCACACCUACGUCAACUUCUUUGUGACCUGCCUGACCUACAGCAACAGCUGCAUCAACCCCUUCCUCUACACCCUGCUCUCCAAGAACUACAAGGAGUCGGCGGCCCGGCGCAGGAGGGGCUCGGCGGGGCGGGUCACCUUCCGCAGGGGCCCCCGAGGGGGUCCAGGGACCCAGAGCUCAGCUGCACCAAGGGGGGUCGCCCUCGAAGUAAGAGAGGACGGUGUUCCUUGAUGGGGGUCCAUCACCAACCUCGAUGGUCCUUCAGUACUGGACUGGGAGAAGUCAGGAGAAUGGGGUUGAGAGGGGAAGUUAAUUCAGCCAUGAUUGAAUGGCGGAGUAGAGUCGAUGGGCUGAAUGGCCAAAUUCUGCUCCUAUGAUAUGAACUUAUGAAAACUUGGUUAGAGCAUCAUGUUGCUACAUAUAAUUUUGGUUCCCACCGUUAUAAAAGGAGGUGCACCAUUAGAGGGGGAGGGCAGUGGU